This is a messenger RNA of Anastrepha ludens (Mexican fruit fly), 11748 nucleotides long. RefSeq names its product intermembrane lipid transfer protein VPS13B (gene Vps13B). The record is from RefSeq and is a predicted model, not a curated record. NCBI's taxonomy places the organism in Eukaryota, Metazoa, Arthropoda, Insecta, Diptera, Tephritidae. Bases 199 to 11562 code for a protein of 3787 amino acids. The transcript is spliced from 18 exons.
AAUGUCAAAAUAAAUAUUGAACUGCACGUAAUUAUUUGGCAUUCCACACAAAAUUCGCAACUAUCUUGCAAUUCAUGCAAAAUUCAUAUAAAAAUGCAAUAAAAAACACAUUCGAAGUUGGAGUGAAGUAAAAAGACUGAAAGUGGCCAGAAAUAUUUUAAAAGUUCUAGCGUAGUGCAUCAACCACAGCUCGCCAAGAUGUUUCGAAUCGAGUCUUACGUUACGCCCAUAAUUAUGGAAUACGUGGCAAAGUAUGUGAAGAACAUACGAUCGGAGGAUAUGCAGCUUUCGUUGUGGGAGGGUGAGGUCACGCUGCAGAAUCUUGAUUUGCGUCUGGACGUGCUCGAAGAAGAGCUACAGUUACCUUGCGAAUUUUUAUCAGGCCACGUACAUGAACUGACAAUACGUGUACCUUGGACAAAGAUCACUUCAGAACCAAUCCGCAUUAUAAUUAAUACAAUUGAAUUUGUACUUAAGUUAAGACAUAACAAGACAGAUGAUGUUUCGUCGGCCAGUUCAUCACCGCAACGCAAAACUAGUGAAAUUGCGAAAAAGCGCAAGCGGGCACUGGAUGAGCACAAUUCUGCGCAACAAACUGCUGGUUCUGGUAUAGUGAACAAAAUCAUCAACAACAUCAAUUUGGAGUGUCACAAUAUUAUUCUUAAAUUUGUGGAGGAUGAUAUUGUCUUGUCGAUGAACGUGCAGCUAUUGCAAUUCGGGGCAGCUGAUGAACGUUGGAAAAUUGCCAUGACAGACGUUCAUCCUGUCAAAGUGAUGAUGCGUAAAUUGAUUAAAGUAUCGGAUCUUACCAUUUGCAUGGACAAACGGAAUUCAGCUGGACACAUUGAAGUGUGCCAGGAGCCAAUUCUAUAUCGAUGUUCGUUUGAAAUCCGCAUAUUACGUAAAUAUAACACCAACACUGUAUCAACGACUAGUCUAACUCGUGUAGGAAUAUUCACUAAAUCGAUGGAUAUCAAUAUUACAUCCAUGCAGUUCCCAAUGGUUAUGCGAUUAAUAGACAUAAUUUCUGAAUUUGGCAGGACAAAUGCGAAAUUCUUAACAACAGAACAAGAAGAUGUCAUCGAAGAUCAGGAGAGUGAAGAAGCUGGUCGUGAAUCCAUUCUACUAUGGGCUUGGAAUAAAUUACCAACAUUAUCAUUUGAACCUGUGGGAUUUGAGGAACCCAGUCCUGAAGAAGUUUCCGGUCAUUUAAGAGAUAUUGGUGUAUACUUGGAAGAGCUGAAUGUUACGUUGAAAAACUCGGAAUUGAUAGUGGAUACUUUCGUUGGCAAUACAAAGCGCAUUAAAUACACACCCAUUGUACGGUUAACCAUUGGCGGGUUGUACUUCGAAAAGGUGUCAUGCGAAGAGCAAAAUUGGCGUAGCACAAAGUCAGGCAUUUCGUAUUUAAUAGUCGAUCCUUUGGGUUCGUACAGAUUCGAUGACAUUUCCGACACGGCGCUGAUCUCGAGCCCUUCUUUGGAAAAGAUGACCGGCUUCAUGGAUAAUAGCCUAUUCGAUGAAAAGGCUGCAACAAUUGAUCUCAGCGCUUGCAUCAAUUACGAUGGCUACAUGUCACACUACACUGACGAAUAUUUGCUACAUCGAACGCCUAUAAUUGCUUUUGACUCUGUCGAGUAUAAAACAGUAAAAAUUCGCGACAACAGACAGCAAGAACUCGAUACGUCAGCACCAGCAAUAAAGGACACACAUUUGACAUACCGCAUACUAUCAUCUGGCCUCACAUUUCGAUGGAAUCAAUCUUUGCGACAGGUUAAACAAACAAUACUAGAUUUAAUUGAUUCAUACGAUUAUUCAGGCUAUCAUGUAGACCAGUUAGACACGGCUGCUCCGAGCAGCACAUGCACAUCCAAACUGCCGCCACCGUUAAUGGAAGACUACGAUGAACUUAUGGCGCAUAUACCGCUUUGCAUCUAUAAGUUUGAUUUGAAGAAUAUUAAUUUUGAAAUUUAUGCCAUCACCGAACCAACAGCUACACAAAAACACGCACAACACCGAUUACCGAGCGCAUUAAAGCAAAGUAUGCCCUACUUCUUGGCACAUAUCGAAAGCAUAGAUGGCACUUUGUGCAGGCCUUUAUGUCCUGAUAAGCUAGUGCACACCACCUGUCAACUGCCAGAGAAACCACAUGUGCUGCUUGAUGCUUGCCAUGACAACUACACCUUCCAUAUGAAACAGAUUUCGUUUUCAAUGGUGAAUAGAAUGCGCCAUACUACUGCUAGGCUUGUGCACAUCCCACAGAUAGAAUUAGUAUACUCUGAUCUCUUGCAAAAACAACAUUGGAAGGAAGACAUACUGAUACCGAUGAGAAAAGUAGAUGUAUAUUGUGAGCACAUGAAUAUUGACUUUAGUAAACGUGAUUUGAUCAUUGCCGAACGUCUAUUAAAUUGUGUGCUUAGCUAUCGGCCGUACUUAUUGUGGAAAAUAGCUAACCAAUCGAUGCAAUUGAUGAAAAACGAAUUACAGCCAACUCUCCAUAACGAACUUAAAGAACUACGUUCCGAUUUCCAAUGCUUUCAGAGUUAUUCUACUGGAUAUUUUGAACUUUACGCAUUGCUAUCGUAUGUGAUAACUUACACAGACCCUUGUGUUAGAAAACAUAUUCUAAUGGACUCCGUUAGAGGGAAUGAACCAAAGAAAUGGCUAACUGCCAGCAUACAAUCAAAUCCGGAAGGUAUACAUUCAGCGAAAAAUGUAAAAGAAGAGCUUAUCGCGCUGGCUAUAUGGGUGGAACCCAUUUCGAUAUUUGUCGAUAUGGUAUUACUUGAGUUUCUCAAAUACCAAGAGGAUUACGAUUACUCUGUUGAAAAAGAACCCUCUAGUGAAGUGGAGUUGCAUACACAACAACUCCAAUCACAAACUCCAACACAAACACAACUCGGUACUGGCCAACCGCCUCGGAUUCACACAAAUAUUACUUCAGCCAGUGGUACAGUCGCCGGCCCACCGCUCAUACGUCGCUCUUCACGCAAUUCACUUCCGUCUCGCAAGAUUUCACAUCCUGAAGAAACAAUACACUUCAGUUCUGAACGCGAUGAGAAAGUUGAUUUGGAUACCACAACCAGCAUUUCGCCACCAGCAUCUACGAAGCCAACUACUACUUCACUAUGGCAAAAAAUUAAAUGUUUAGUUAUUAGUUUACAAUUCGGUCAAAUUGUGCUCCAUGUAGCUGAAAAAAUUAAAUGGUAUAAUAACCAGAAGGAUAUAGUAGGUGAAUACACCCAAAUUCAAUUGCCCCGAAUAGCUAUGCGUUCCACAAACGCCGAAAAUUUGUCACGCACUAACCUGCAAGAAAAAUUUACCAUACAUACAGCGCCAAAGGACACCAUAAAUUGGGUAAUCGCGUUGUAUGGCCUAAGUGUAAAAAGGUACAAUUGCCCCGAGCUGGAUACUGUGCUCUCAGAUGUAUAUACCACAAUCACAAUUGUUGUUACACACAAGACACAAUUGGAGGCAGAUAUAACCUCGACAAUGACGACACUGGUUAGUACUAUGAACGAAAAAUCGUGUGAGAAUAUAUGUGACGCUAUAGGCGCAGCCGCACAGAUAGAAGGAAUGCCAUCUCCGGCGCCACUACAGGAAACUACGAAAUUGAAGUGUAUGCAGCCACAAAGUAAUGCAAUGGAAUUUGAUGCCAUAACAAUACAUGUAGAUACGACGCCUAUACAUUUUCAUUUAUCGGAAACGAAGUGCAAGGCGUUACAUUUGCAUCUGGGAAUAUUGGAUAAGGUUGUCAAACUAAUAGGGCCGAUGGCACAGUUGAGCGCAAGCGCACAAAUGCAAGCUUCCCCACCUCCUAUGAAAAUCAUAACUGCAUCCGAGGAAAGUGCAGCAAUUAAACAGUUUUUGGAACUGGAAACUAGCUCAUCGGUGUCCUCGGUGUUUUUAGAAAAAAAAACUCCAACGUCCUACUCCACAUCGCUGUUUUGCCAAUGGUCCAUUGCAAAAAUAAUUUGCGAAUUAACCGCACAGGAACGUAAGAGUAAAAUUGUUUUUGAGCUUGAAGAUUUGCUUUCAACCGUUGACAAGCGUGAGGAUUAUACUAAGUUCACCGGCAAAGUUGGGCAAUGCAAUCUGAAUUACUACACACCUGAUGCAAAUGAGGGUGGUGGUUGGCUAGCCGAAACUGGUUUGCGUUUGAAGAUGCUCGGGGAGGUGGCAAAUAUGCCAUUCCUGAAUAUUGUGUACACUUCUGUUAGGCUUAAAAGUUUCUACACGCGUAUCGGUGUCAAACCCAAAUGCGACGCUAAUCGCUCUAUUGCUGAAAUCAUAGUCACAGUCCAAGCAAUGGAAAUAAUCAUCGAUUUGAAAUGUUUAAGAGAGUUUGUUGGUUCCUUGGGUAUUCUGUUUGUGGCAAGUGAGUGUGAGGUUAAUCCCAAACAAGAUACUAAUAAGCAGGCUCAUACAAAUCCACCGACUGUUUCGGAUCUACCAUUAAUACAUCUGGAUAGCAAAGGAUUUACGAUCUAUACGCCCUUGGCUACGGAACGCGAAUACUGUACAGUGAUUAUUUGGAAGAUUGAAUCCAUUAAAAUGUCGCCGAACUUAGAGAAUCCACUGCAACGCAAUCCACUGCGUAUUGAUGUGUACAGUAAAGCGGCGCAAUUAGGUUUCCUAAACACGCCCGGCUCAUUGAUUGAAGAUCGUCAGUAUGAAUUGGUGUUGCAAAAUCUCUCUGUAGCUACUGGUCAUUGGUCGGAGAUAUUGGGUCAUAUGGCGCAGCAAGCCAAAACUUUUCAGCACACCAAUCCUGCAGUGGAGUGGAACACACAGAAUCGUGAAACAUCGCCACAUAUUGCAAACAUUUUUAAGCACUUCACUUUUAUUGGCAUCUUUGCUCCUUGCAUUGCUUAUAACAAUGUAUUAAUUUGCGGUCAAGCGCUCGAAUUUAAUUGUGCAUCGGAUUUUGUGGCCACACUCAAUACUGAUCAGUUGUAUGCGCUAGGAUGUAUGGCGUGUCAGAUGAGUGAAUUAUACGCUAUUAUCGCUAAACGCCAAAAUUCGAAUGGUUCAUCUUCGCGAUUGGAAAAGUUAAAGUCGCACUCCCAUCACUACGAAUCUGAGAGUGUAUCAAACAACUCUAGCAGCUCUUUGCAAUGUGUGGAACUACUUGUUACCCCCGUGAACAAAACCGCACGUAAUUCAGCAUCAGUAUUUGAGCCAAUAGAUGAGCAUACUGAGCAAAAUGUAAAAACCGACUCGGGCAUUCAGUCGCAACAAUCGCGCCAAGAACGUCUGUCCACAUUGACUGCACCCACUGAUACAGUUAUGCGCAAAUUUCCACAAACCAUAUCAUUUAUAGCCGGCACUUUCACAUUACAAAUAUAUGACGUUAUUGAUAAAAUGGAAGAAACCGCUGAGUCAAAAACAAGCGGUACUGAAAAAAUGGAUGUCAUGCGGUUGGUGCCGCUGCUGUCCUUGUCGGUGUCUCAGCCGAGUUUUAUGUUCACGCAAAAUAUCUACGAUAGUAUUGCGCAGAUAUCGGUGUUCAAUUUGAAUAUACAUUCAGUACCUACAAUAGAUGCGAAACUCGAAUCUGCCAAUCCGUUUUCUAUUGAAUUUGUCGACACAAGACCAGGGGAGCUGGGACCUACAGGCGUACCGCCACCGCUCAUCACUUUGCGCAAGCAUUUAACCAAGCAAAGGCUCGUCGAGACAGACAUAGAAGUGGCAAGGCCAAUAAUUGUAACUCUCCUGGAAGACCAAACAGUUGUGCUAUUUCAUAAUACACUAAUCUUGUACCAAACCAUAUUGCGAAGUGGUUGUCUGAAUCCACGAACAACAAAAGUCGUGCAGAAAGCUUCUAAAAUCAUGCUCAUGCGUAGCCAUUUCUAUGACUCUGAUCGAUUGCAUACAAAGCUCGACAAAGUAGUGCUCUUGAUGAAGCGUGAAGGUGAAUACGAAUGUAAGUUGGUAUGUGCCGAUAUGCACUUCAAUGCCACAUUUCUGCAGCGUCCAGAAAAGUCUGUACUUAAAGCUUCUGUGGGUGCAAUGCAUUUACAACUGAGCGAUAAGAUAUUUGUACAUCCCAUUGCACUGCGCUCAACAUUUACAUUUGUCAGCGAACCCUGGUACUAUUUACCGUUGGUGAGCGGCACGGUUAAAGUAGAUGUGCUGCAGGUGGAUAUGGAUGUUGGCGGAUUGAAAGAGCUGCAACGCACACAACGAGGUCUGGAAAGAAUGUCUGCCCGUGCGAAUGAACAAUGGAAGGACUUUUUGCGCCGUCGUCCACCAAUGGGAGAGCCUGCAGAAAUGUCCGCUGACAAGUUGAUGCCUAUGAAAACUCCAAGAUCACAAGGCUCAAAUGGAAGCAAGGAGAAACUGAAACGCGAGGAAUUUUAUCAAGACGACUUGAGGGCUGGUGCUUUUCAGUUUGUAGAGAUGGCUACCGACACUUUCCUACCGCUGCCUUAUCAAAUUCAAAUAAUCAAAAAGAAUUUCGGUAUUAUCUGCUGGCGCUACCCGCAACCAAGAAAAAUGUGUAAAAUACAUGUUUUUCCCGUACCAAUGGCGGUUCAAAAGCCAAUCAAUAUCCGCUGCCAAAUGGAAUAUUUCAGCGAAUCGCAUGAAUGUUUUCUACACUUUAGCGAAUUUUGGCUCUCCGAAACCUCAUCCAAAGAUAUAGUGUUACCUGAGCGUGAGAUAUGCGCGAACAUUUGGCGCGUCGUCAUAAUGCAAUCAUUGGUCGCCGUUAACGGAGAAUACUUUGAACCCGGCGAAGAGGAGGAGGAUAAGAUUCCGAGUUUAAAAAUUGAGGAACUCUUCAAACUUGAAAGCAAUGAGGAGGAAUUUAUUUUACACCCAAAAGUGCUGGUAGGCUGCAUGCGCAUUGACACAGCUUUUCAAUCCGAAUGCGUGCCCAAACUGCAGGUGCUACUUUCGUGUACAUCAUUGCAAGUGAAAUUUUUCAAUCAAGCCGAUGGUGAAUACAAAUUGCCACCAGUGCUGGCCGAAUACACACUCGCGCCAUCCAAGAAAAUUAGUCAAGAAUUUUUGGUCGUCUUGCUGGAGAAUUUACGCAUACAUGCAGUUUUCAACGCCUCCCAUAUGUACAGCGUCGACAGCAGUUUGACGCUCAAUGUGAAGUGUCUGGAUUAUGGAUUCCUGAAUAUGCUUUCAGUGCUAGAGGAUGCAACACUGCAAAGUUAUGUGAGCGUAAACAAGCUAAAACGCACGUUAAACAUCAACGCUGUUCUCGAGAAAUUCCGCAUCAAUAUUGGACCCUCGAUACUGCACACAUUACUAUCAUCAAAGGCCCAUUGGCAAGAGCUCUUCCAAGCGUUUGAGCCGAAGGAAUGUCAUGUGUUAUUGCCCAAAUGUAUUGUUGCAAAUUGCAUGCACGCGUUGGUUUCCUUCGGACAAACUGGCACCACAGAACGGAUUCAAUUGCAGCCGUUGGAGUGUAGUUUGUACAGCUUUGGCAAUGAUGGCAGCAGCCAGGAGCUGUCUUUCUACAUAGCUGACAAUGAGACUCGCAUCACGGAUGCGUCGCAAUCGGUUGCGAUUCCCUUCAAAUUCGACGGAGAACGCAAGUUGCAAACUAUACGUAUCGGCGAUAAAUGUCUCAUUAUUGAGUCGCAAAAACUUUCAGCCACACAGGUGGUGGUGCAGUUGAAAGGACAAAUUGAGUUGAUCUCCAUGGUGCCACAAGAAUUGCGGGCAGAAUUACGAUUCGAUGAAAAGAAAUCCGAUAUAGAGAAAAAGUCGCACGACUAUUUGGUGAAAAAAGAGGGGUGCGCAUCAUUUUAUACUCCAGUGCAACGCACAUCAAAUGUGUCAAUAAGACUGAAGAUGGUAUCCCCAAAAGUGAAAGGGCGCACAGGUGACAUACCCUUAAAGCCGAACAAAAAAUUACCUUGGUUAGUAAAAGUGCCAACUUCAAAUAACGAAUUUAUUAGUCUCUGGGUUCGUAUUGUACGCGAAGAUAUAGAGGAGCUAUGCAACGAAUCAUUCGAGCCGCAGCGUAUACUUGUGACAAUCUGGCCCAUAUUUGAAGUGCAAUCGAGGCUACCAUGCACGCUGGCUGGCAAUGAGUAUACAACUGGUAAACAAUUUGAAAUCGAACCACGCGGCGGACGCUAUGUGCUUGAUGUGCCUGCUACACAUCUGACGGAGCACAAAGUUAAAUUCCACACUAAGUAUCCCUUAAACUGCGAAUGCGAUACAGAGCAAACACUCUCUCUAAAAUCAGUGCAAUGGAACACAUUUUUUUGGUACGAUGAGAAAAGCUGGGGUAUUGAUGACGCGCUAUACAAACUUAAAGCUGACCGAUUGCCAACAUCCAAAUGGCCUUUGGAUGAUGAGGAUGAGUUACGCGUGCAACGCAUCUCCCAUUGCACCGAUGCUGCAAACCUAUUGUUUGUAAUAAAACCGGCGCGGCAGUUUUCUUGCUCCACUUGCCUGGAAGUAACACCGUGGGCAAUGUUCAUCAAUGCAACUGGAAUAGACAUUGGAAUUUGUAUUGGACAAAUUGUGGGCCGUGCGUCUAUCAAAUCGAAUUGCAUUGAAAUGUUGAGUGCAAUCACGGCCUCGUUCACCAUAGAUUUGCCCAUACAAAAUGGUGAUGCAAAGUGGGUUAGCUCAGCCCCGAUUUAUUGUAAUGGUAUCACACCAUCGGGUGGCUCCCGUGGGCAUAUUUUGCCCGACAAUGAUAGCAUAGAUAUUGGAAUUGUACAUGAUGCGGAAAUUUAUAAAUUUGUAUUGGAACAUGUAAUUAAAAACGAGCAGCGUGUAUUUCGCCUUCGCCCAAAAUAUGUAGUAGCCAAUUUUACGAAUCGCAAACUACAAGUGCUGGCAUUCGCAAUGGAUCAUAAGGAAAGUGCACGGCGGCAAGCUCUCGAAGAGUUUAAUGUCAACGCGAAAAAGUUUGAGUUGGUGGAGAGGCAAUGGACUGAAAAUUGCAUUGGCAAUACUCUGGACUCAUUUCACGACUUGAAACCCAAUAAAAAGGCCAAACGCACCAAGGACACAGCUUAUGUGUAUUUCGCCAGCAUAAAGUUGCCCGAAAGCGCUGACCUUUCCAUACCUAUUGCGCUUAGUAUACCUUUUACACGACGCUGCUUCGCUUUACAAAAUGGAGAGGAAUCCCUGCCACUUGUAGUCACUCUCAUCGAAAAGGAUCGAAUUUACUAUUUGAAUAUUUUCGAAGAUAAUAGCCCAGCGCUGUUGGUUACCAAUCAAACGGAUGUUCAGUUCAUUAUCGCACAAACGAGCGCAUCGGAGAAUAGCAAAGUUUCCAAUACCACUCCAGAGUACAGCGGACGGCACUUUGAAUGGUAUCAGCAUGUGCCGGCAUAUAGUAAGUGCUACUACACUCCACCAGAGCUAUAUACGAGUUUUCCGGAUGUCGAGUCCACAACGUGCAAUAUUACACUAGCGUUGUACAAAGAAAAUCCAACGAAGAAGGUGUUGAAAUGGUCGAAGCCUAUACGCACGGAUAGGACAUGGGAAAAAUUCUUAUACAUACCAAAUCAUGGAGAUGUCAAAGUAAUUGUCUGCGAUAAGCAUCGUGUCACGCGAAUUUUUGUGUACUAUAUCGCUCAGCUUGAGUUUUCUGUGAAAGAUCUACGCUCACGCCUGCUGACGCCACAAACUACUCCCGAUGCUGAGAGUCCCAAUUCUUCAUUAUUGUCGAUUUCUCCCAGCACUGCCAUUCACGACCCGAUCACAAUGCGCAACACGCCUGCCAAGUGUAGACACUUUUCCAACGAGUGCAACACAAAGACCCAACUGAAAGUGCGCUGCUUUAUUAAGGAAUUAAUCGUUAGUUUGCACGCUGAUGGCAAAACAACUGACUGUGUGAAGUCUGAAAUUGUGGGUCUGUAUGCCGAUGACACGCUGAUCGCCUUUGAUGAUGACGAUGAUGACAGGGAACUGCACCUGUUGUUGCCCAAUUUGCAAUUGGAUAAUCAAAACUACGUGUCUGGUCAAUAUGAUUUUCCUGUUGUGCUGUGCGCACAGGAGUUGUACGAACGAAAGCCAAUUGUGCCGCCAGUGCACUAUCUGGAUCGCACCUAUCAAAAUCUGCGAAGUCGUCCCCUAAUGGCUCACUUCCAAAUGGGUUUCUUUGAGGAUGAAAUGAAGCUACAUUCCAUAGUGUGCAGCUUCAGUCCAAUGCGUAUCUAUAUUGAGGACUCAUAUCUUAAUUACUUGCUUGAUGCAGUUGUCGAUUGCACUCCCUCCAAUUGUGCUUAUCGCGCAGAACCAUCGAGCGCACGUAUCACUCUGGCUAGUGGUGAAUUUUUGUUACCGCGCGUCAUCGUCGGACAAGCGAUAUGUAUUGCAGAGCCUCUGCAGAUACGCCAAUUUCAGAUUGACCCACUCAACGUACUUCUCUCCGUCCAUACAUCUAUACGGCUUUAUAUAGCGCUUGAUCAUUCACCGCUAUCGUUUUCCACCUACAAUCGCCAAUAUAUACUAACCGUGCCUCUGCGUUUCGGCCAAUCGCUCAGCAUGCAUUAUUUGUCGGGUGCCAUUUUUGGGGCAGGCUGGGUGGUGGGCUCACUAGAAAUCCUCGGCAGUCCCAGUGGCUUGGCACGCUCGUUUACUACAGGCUUGCGCGAUUUCGUUUCCAUGCCAGUAGAAGGACUUUUCCGUGGGCCUUGGGGUUUCAUUAUAGGCAUAACCCAAGGUUCGGCAUCACUUCUGCGUAACGUUACUGCCGGCACAUUGAAUUCGGUGUCAAAGCUAGCUGCGUCUGUGGCACGAAAUCUCGAUCGUCUUACGCUGGACCAGGAACAUAUUGAACGCACUGAAGCGCUACGUCGUUGUCGGCCGCAUGGUUUCACAGAAGGAUUAGCCCAAGGUGUUACGGGCUUAGGUAUAAGCAUUUUAGGCGCAGUCGGAGGACUGGCUCGUCACACUCUGGAGGCGCGCUCACCUGUCGAAGUAAUGACUGGUGUCGGUAAGGGGCUUGUAGGUGCUGUAGCAAAGCCUCUUAGUGGUGCAGCAGAGUUGCUGGCGCUCACCGGACAAGGUGUACUCCAUACUGUGGGCUUCAAUACUAUGCCUGAGUUGCGUGUUUCUUGUCUUUACGCGAGUAUAACAUCAGAACCAUCAGCGUAUCGCAUUUGGAAACUGUUACCUGGUACACUGAAGUCAGAUCAGAUUUUGUUUAAUCACGAGGUAACACUAGUGGCGCAAGAACAAUUGCGCCGUGGUUACGCCUUGCUUACAACCAGUGUUUUCGCUCUUAUGGAGUUGCAAAGCUACAGUUUAAUGUGUGUAUUCCCCAUUGAUAAGGUGGAAAUGACGAGUGAUCUCACGGAUACCACACUGUAUUACAUACAUUUGGUGAAAGACAAGGAGGCGACUGAUGAGGAAAACUAUACAAAUCAGCGGAUUAUCACUUAUAUACAUUCCUCGACUUCUCUAAAGAAUGUCUCCACAGCAGCAGCUGACUCGUUGAAUGAUCUGCUGCAAAACCACGAGCAGGAGCUGCAAGCAAGUAGACGAAAGCAGACGGAUUGGUCAUUCUAUAUAAACGAAGCGCUUGGCGAGCAUAUUAUAAAAUAUUUAAGAGUGAUGAAGAGAAAUUGUUAAUUGGAGAGCAUAUACCAAAAUUCCAUUCAUACUUUUAACCCUAACGUUUAAUGUUUUUAAAGCAUGACAUUAAGUAUUUAAUAUGAAUUUGUGUAUAUAUUUGUAUUUAAGAUUAGAAGCACGAUAUCUAAAAAAUUUUAAGUUAUUUAAAGAAAGACACAAUAAACGUUAUAAAAUGCCUUUGUA